AUGGCCGCAAUGGCCGCCCAGAACCCGUCGGCGCCGGAGGAGAGGCUGGGGGUGCCUUCGAGGAAUCCGCUACCGCUGUCGGCAUCGCAGGAGGCCCAGGUUAGAGAUAUCUUUUACCAGCGGGUCCGGAAGGAGUGUGCAGAGGAGAUUAAGGCUUUUGCCGCCUGCGCCCUCGGCCGUACAUUCACCGUCUCGUUCGCAUGCCGCCCCGAGCACCGCACCAUGAACAGCUGCAUGAAGCUUCACGCGACGCAGGCCGAGCACGACGCCGCGCGGGAGGAGUGGUUCGCGUUGCGGAUCGAGAGACAGAGGGAGAGGGAGCGCAAGGCCAAGAUGGCGGCUGCGCAGGAAGAGUUUAUGCGCGAGUGGUGGGGAUUGCCUGAGCACGUCCGGCUGUCGAGGCAGAAGGAGAUGGAGCAGAGGGGGGAGAGGAUACACGGGCUCACAGCCAAGGACCGACCGGAGAAGUAA
This is a messenger RNA of Fusarium falciforme, 471 nucleotides long. RefSeq names its product COX assembly mitochondrial protein. Bases 1 to 471 code for a protein of 156 amino acids. The transcript has 2 exons. Lineage: Eukaryota; Fungi; Ascomycota; Sordariomycetes; Hypocreales; Nectriaceae. The record is from RefSeq and is a predicted model, not a curated record. Gene Ontology annotation, cellular component: mitochondrion.